AUGCAUAAGCUGGUAUUUUGCUGUCUCAUUAUUUUCAGCUUCUCCUGUCCUCUUUCGACUCUCCCCAUCAUCAAUGCCAGCGAGAUGUCUUCUCAACUGUCAGCUGAUGAAGAUUCGAGAUUAAAUCUGGAGCGGUUGGGCAGCCUAGAAAGCACUUCCCUGCUUCAGUUUCUGCCAGAGCUCUUGGGCACACUGACUGAAGACAACAAAGCAGGUCUUAGCCCCAGCAGCUACAACCCAAGGGAAAAUAUCAAAGAGACUUUCUAUGGAAAUCAUCCUCGAAUUGCUUUGCUGGGCCGCUUCUUGAGCAAGGACAGGAAACAGUACAAGAAACGUGGGAAUCUUUCCGAGUGCUUCUGGAAGUAUUGUGUGUAA
Messenger RNA from Tauraco erythrolophus (red-crested turaco), 375 nucleotides. It is a transcript of the gene UTS2, whose product is annotated as urotensin 2. Gene Ontology annotation, biological process: blood vessel diameter maintenance; regulation of blood pressure. Gene Ontology annotation, cellular component: extracellular region. Gene Ontology annotation, molecular function: hormone activity. Lineage: Eukaryota; Metazoa; Chordata; Aves; Musophagiformes; Musophagidae. The record is from RefSeq and is a predicted model, not a curated record.